AUGUCCAAACACGUGGCAUUUGAUGAUGGUGAACAUGCUCCAAAACGCGUCAGGAUCGAUGUCGAUGACGGAAAUUGUCAGCUGUCGCCAUUGGCAGACCCAGCCGCAUGGGAGAUUCUUGAGCAGUAUCUCACCACGGAUAUGACGUACCCUCAGAUGGAACAGGUGUUUUCUGCUUACCUCGGCAACCAAUACGUUGCAGACGACUGGAAUGAUGCCAGAGAUGCAUUGUUUUCUGGUGAUGACGAUAAUAGCAUCGCCUUGGCAAACCUCCACGCCCUGAAGACCAGUCACAUACCCCUUCCCUCGUCUUCAUCAAGGACGGGCAGUUUAUUGUCAAGAACUUCCGUUCAACAACUCCGUAGAUGCUCUCAAUUGGUCGCUCAAUCACUCGUGUUCAAUGAUCGGGUAGACGUCCCGAAUCCAUACAUCAUCACUGAAGCAGAUGAAGACGACGAGGAAGAAGAAGAUGAUGAUGAAGAAAGGGGGAGUGAUGGCGUUUCUGAGCAGUCAUUGAAGGUUGUGCGCAAUUUUGGACCAUCAGCCAAGGAUAGGUUGGCUGCAACAUUCAACAACAUUUUCGAUCGGGUUGAAGGAACCGCACCUAGUUUAUCAGAAUUGUGCCAAGCUCGCCAUUGCAUCGCUGUCCCGUCCUCCCGUGUGAUCGGAGGCAGAAUGUAUUGCCUUCAUGUCAACAGUACAUUUUCGAAACUAAUUUUGGCGCAACAUAUCUCUCAUGACAUGCCAGGAAGUAGCACAGAUUAUAUUGCCGAGCACCUUUGUCAUCAAGGGUUUCAUGUUACGGUGUCGAUUUGGACGGCAGGUCAGCUCUACGUUGUGGCAGAUAGCCCCAGAACUAUCACAGCAUCACUUCCAACCUCGCACACUUUCGCAGUCAAACAGUAUGUUCUAAUCCCAGAUGAAGAACGCGAAGCGGUCGAUAAUUCUUGCACCAAACUCCCCAACCCAGCGCGAAGCGACAUGGAUGUUCCACUCGAGGAUGUGGAGCGUGUCUUUUGUGUCGGCGAUGAGGUUAGAGUGGUAGCAGGUUCAUACAUGGGGUUGGAGGGGCAUAUUGUUCAGAUUAGUGAUGAUAUGUUUCACGUUUGUCAGGAUGUUUCCAAGGAAGAGGUACUCAUUUCAAGGUACUACGUAGACCGUCGCCCCUUGCAUCACAUGCUUCAAACAUGGCUACCCUCGCUGCAACACUUGGAGCCUCUUCCUGAGGCCGAAUCUAUACAAAUCGGGGACCAUAUAGAAGUGCUUGCAGGUCCACACUUCAAGAAAUGCGGCAUCGUGGAGUGGAUUGCUAUGAAGGGAACCAUGUUGUGGUUCUGGGACACGAAUCCUCUCUUGGUUGGGGAUGACGUUGAGCCUAGUGUUGGACCAUCAAGAAUUUGUGUUCCCGUGACAAUUGUUCAGCGGACCAAGCUCCCAACUACGAUAAUAUUCACCAAGGAAAGGGGGUAUGAUGUAAAGGCUGGAGACAUGGUGAGUGUUGCCCACAGGCCAGAGUAUCAGAGGAGAGGGGUUGUGCAGAGUGUCGAUUUUCCAAACGCGUGCUUGACCCUUCUAUCUGACGGUGAUCACACCCUCGUCGAAGUCCCAAUCACAUUUGUAACAAAGCGCCGCAAUGUGAACUUAGAUUCAUUCAACAAGUUUAUUCGCCAAGAAGUGUUCAUUGUUGGGGGCGACCUGAAAGGUUACCGAGCGACAUUAGCUCCCGACACUUGCACCAUCGCUGUGCAUGGGCAAGCGCGCACUACUGUCAGAUGCCGUGACGUUGUCACGAGCUAUGGAAUGAGAUUAAAUGGUGUUAUACUGGAGGGACUAGAGAUGAUUUCAUUCUGCGAAAUCCGGAGAAGAUCAUACACAACAACAACGGCGCCACAGCGGAGUGUCACUCCACCACCUGAACGAAUUCCAUCUACCUUGCCAGCUAAUAAUCUGUCAUGGGCUUCCUGGAGCUUCAACCCAGAAGAUAUUGCAGAUCGUCCCCCAUUGCAUGUCACUCCCCACACCUCGGAAUAUAACCCUUGGGUUGUCAACCCCGAGGACACUCAAGAUGAAAUCGAUACUGGAGCGGAGAAACUUUCAGACAAUGUAUCGUUGCCUUGGUUGAUGGGGAAGGAGUAUUCAUCAAUGUUCCUUCUUCAUCAUGUGGUGCUCAAAGUUUCGGUGCGCUUUAUGGGAGGCAGGUUACACAAAUGA
Molecule: messenger RNA, 2211 nt
Organism: Suillus bovinus
Lineage: Eukaryota; Fungi; Basidiomycota; Agaricomycetes; Boletales; Suillaceae
Exons: 9
Coding region: 1-2211 (736 amino acids)
Source: RefSeq, a predicted model, not a curated record